GAACUCAUUUGUCAAACCAUUUCCGUAUUAACUCAGUGUCAGUGGAGACUCCGAGCAGAAAACCUUCAGCCUGAUAGUAACUGGUACGUUGGUCUACCGCAGCCUCACCUGCCCGAUGCUCUCUACAUCUUUUAUUCAUAUUUUACGCCACAUAUUUUGUGAACUUUUGGCUGAAAUCUCGUCCGGCUACCUCUGAAGAUUCCUCCUGAGUCGUGCCAGGCUCAGAUGCAGGCAGCGAGUGCGGAUCCAAGGGGGCCGGAGCCCGGUCUGGAAACCAGUGGCGUUCCUGCAGGCCUCAGGAGAAACCCCCCGAUCACAGAGGCCCUCGGGAAGUUUGCCCAAAAUAUGGCAGAGAGCAUAAUCCAGCCGUGUGUAAGCCAACUGGAGAUGGAGGAACCUGAGGUGCCCAGGUCUAAUCAGGACCAGGAGACGUUGGGUGAGGUGUUGGCGUCGGCCGUGGUGGAGGUCGCUCUGAGGGAAGUGUGCGCCGGUUGGAAAGUCGAGCGUUUCCACAGAUCAGGCGGCGCCGCGAUGGAUGAUCACCAGGCUGGAAGAUUAUCAUUCUCAGAUAGAGACUUUCUGAACAUGGACCCGGAGAUGGAUCCAGUUCAAGAACUCCCGACGUUCAGAGACUUCCCACCUCUCUCCCAGUCAGGUCUCCCCAUCAUGGGAUCCCUCGACUACCCCGACGCCCCCCCGACCACCCCCCUGCUCCCCGAGCUGGAGAGGAGCCGCGACAGCUUCGCCCGGAAGCUGAAAGGCGGCCUGGCCAAGGUCUUCCUGCCCUCGCCUCCUCCGUCGACCCCGAGGGAGAAGGGGGACGAUGUGGACCCCCGGGGGGAGCUCAUGGAGCAUCUGAUGCACUCGCUGUCCACACAGGAUUUGGCGAGGGACUGUUUUGAGGCAGGAGCCAAGAUGGAGGCUUUCGCUGAGGCUCUUUCCUGUCAGGUCAUGGACUGGGUCUUCAGGGCCAGAAGCUCGGAGCAGAGAGCAGAUGAUGGAGAUCUUCAGCGACUGGCCGACACCAUCAUCGCCUCCUCGCUGGAUGAAGCUGUCAUGUCUGUCAAGAGGGAUUCUGCCCGACAGUCCCUUUAAAUUCAACAAUCUGCUCCACAUCUCACACACUUAUUGAAUCUUUCAUCUAAAUCAGCCUGAAAAAUCAAGAUCUGUGAAUUAAAUAGUUGAAUCUGUAAAAGAAACUAAACAAAAAGCCAAUCUCACAAUUCUAAAUAAAGAGAAACAGUUCCUGAGUUUUGUUUGAAUCCGUCUGUUCGCUUUUGAGAAAUUUGUUGUUUACU
This is a messenger RNA of Platichthys flesus (European flounder), 1298 nucleotides long. RefSeq lists its product as uncharacterized. NCBI's taxonomy places the organism in Eukaryota, Metazoa, Chordata, Actinopteri, Pleuronectiformes, Pleuronectidae. The transcript is spliced from 2 exons. The record is from RefSeq and is a predicted model, not a curated record. The coding region runs from base 226 to 1095 and encodes 289 amino acids.